Molecule: messenger RNA, 1833 nt
Organism: Diaporthe citri
Lineage: Eukaryota; Fungi; Ascomycota; Sordariomycetes; Diaporthales; Diaporthaceae
Exons: 3
Coding region: 1-1833 (610 amino acids)
Biological process (GO): secondary metabolite biosynthetic process
Molecular function (GO): flavin adenine dinucleotide binding; oxidoreductase activity, acting on CH-OH group of donors
Source: RefSeq, a predicted model, not a curated record
AUGGUUCCUUUCAGGUAUUGGCUGGCUGCCAUAUUGACCGAGUCUGUUCAAGCGCGCCUUCUUGGCUCCUCCUUCGGUGUCCCAGGAAAUUCCACAUUCGACUACGUUGAUGUUGGUGGAGGCACCGCAGGUCUUGCCAUUGCGACCAGACUGGUCGAGCAAAACGCAGGAAGCGUAGCAGUGGUAGAAGCGGGAACAUUUUAUGAGCUGUCGAACGGAAAUGCGUCUCAAGUUCCAGGACCCGGCGUUAAUUACGCUGGCAAGAGCGCGUUAGACUGGCAGCCAUUGAUUGAUUGGGGAUACAUGACAACGCCUCAAGCAGGAGCGAACAACGCGUCCUUACACUACGCGCGAGGCAAGGCGCUCGGCGGCAGCUCGGCGAGGAACGCGAUGAUAUACCAACGUGGAACGACAGCGUCUUACCAGCAGUGGGCAGACCAAGUUGGAGAUCAGAGUUACACUUUCGAGAAGCUUCUGCCGUACUUCGAAAAGAGUAUCAACUUCAGCGCGCCCGAUAUGAGUGUUCGAUUCGCAAACUCGACACCACAAUACGACGAGACGGUGAUGGGAGACGGCACAGGUCCUCUGUCUGUGGCCUUUCCUAACUCGCCUUCUGCGUACGCGACCUUUGCGGCCGAAGGCAUGAAGCAGAUCAACCUCUCGGCCAUCGACGGAUUCCAGAGUGGAAGUUUGCUCGGUUUUUCGUACAGCAUGUUCACCAUCGACAGUGGCACAAUGCUUAGGUCUUCCUCGGAGACCUCCUUCAUGCGACAGGCGUUGCAGUACGAUGCUUACCACGUCUACCACCUGACUAUGGCCAAGAAGAUACUAUUUGACUCCAACAACACAGCUACGGGUGUCAUGGUCGACACUCAAGGGUUCCAAUACACCCUGACAGCAAAGAAAGAAGUCAUCAUAUCCGCAGGUGCCUUUGCAUCUCCUCAGAUUCUGAUGGCAUCUGGCAUUGGUCCUGCUGAUACGCUGUCCUCGUUGGGCAUCCAGGUCAUCGCCGAUAGGCCGGGUGUCGGUCAAGGCAUGCAAGAUCAUGUUUGGGUCACGUUGGCGUACCCUAUCAAUGCGCAGACCAGCUCCUCCCUGCGCUACCCUUCGUUUCUGUACGGCCAGCAAGCUCUAUUCAACAACUAUCCAGCCACGGGGAUCUACUCGAGUCCCAACUGCGAUGUCAUAGGCUGGGAGAAAGUUCCGCAGGACCUCAGAGCCAACUGGAGCAACACGACCAAUGGCAUCCUCAAAGCUUACCCGGAGGACUGGCCGGAGCUCGAGUACAUGAAGGUCAACUCAUACGUCAACGAGCAGGAGAUCUAUAAGCUGAUGGACCCAUUCGACGGCACGAACUACGCCUCCAUAGGAGUGAUCCUCGCCUCGCCUGUCUCGCGGGGAAGCGUCACCAUCACUUCUCCCGAUACCAGCGUCCACCCUUCCAUAAACUCGGAGUGGCUGACCAACCAGGCCGACAUGGAUAUAAUGGUAGCCGGCGUCAAGCGGGCCCGAGAGUUCUGGGGCACGUCAGCCCUGCAGGGCCUCGUCAUCGGCGAGGAGGCAUUUCCGGGAUCCAAGGUAUCUACCGAUGCCCAGACCGAGACCUUCAUCCGCGGCGCGUUCAACACCAUCUGGCACGCCGCCUGCACGUGUGCGAUGGGGAAGGCUGACGACCCCAAUGCGGUCGUGGAUACGGAUGCAAGGGUGAUCGGGGUACAGGGACUUCGCGUCGUGGAUGCGUCGGCGUCUCCUCUGUUGCCACCUGGGCAUCCUCAGUCCACUGUCUAUGCCCUCGCUGAAAAGAUAGCCUGUAAUAUCUCGGGAGCCUGCUGA